Messenger RNA from Gossypium raimondii (Peruvian cotton), 748 nucleotides. RefSeq lists its product as uncharacterized. The transcript is spliced from 3 exons. Bases 49 to 585 code for a protein of 178 amino acids. The record is from RefSeq and is a predicted model, not a curated record. Lineage: Eukaryota; Viridiplantae; Streptophyta; Magnoliopsida; Malvales; Malvaceae.
AAGAGGGAAAGCUUUGCUCUUUUGGUGAGAGGCAGAGACAAGUAGAAAAUGGAGAAAGCAUUAACUAAAGUCGGGAGCUUGAAAGUUGGUGGGUUAUGGAUCUCAAAGAAAGCUAAGGAAGAGUUCUCUAACAUCACUGAAGAUCUGACUACUUUCUCAAACACCGUUGAAGAGAAGGCAAAAUGGGUUUUCAACAAACUGAAAGGAAAGCCAACGAAAAGCUUGCCAGAUCUCCUUCGAGAGUACAACUUACCGCCAGGCCUCUUUCCCCAGAAUGUUAUCUGUUACGAAUUCGAUGAAACCAAGGCGAAGCUGAUUGUUUACAUGUCCUCUCCGUGUGAGGUCAGCUUCAAGGAUUCCUCGGUCAUAAGAUACGCAAUGCGUGUGAAGGGGAUUCUCCUUCGGGGAAAGCUGACAGGCAUCGAGGGAAUGAAGACAAAGGUCCUAGUUUGGGUUAAAGUGACAAGUGUGGCGGUUGAAGGCUAUAAAUCAGACAAGGUGUGGUUUACUGCUGGAGUUAAGAAGUCAAGGCCAAAAGAUGCUUAUGAAACACCCAGGGAUGCUGUUAGAGUUGAAGAAUUUUGAGCACAUAUUAUUCAUCACUGCUUAUUUAUUUGGAGGGGGUAUAGGGCACAACUAUUAUAUUUAUAAUUUUGGGUUUACUGCUUAAAUAGCUUUGGAUGGUUUACCAGUAAUGUUUCAAAGGACUCCUUUUUCAUUUUGCUUCAAACGAAACCAAUUUCAUUCA